Messenger RNA from Scatophagus argus, 1848 nucleotides. It is a transcript of the gene rasd2a, whose product is annotated as RASD family member 2. NCBI's taxonomy places the organism in Eukaryota, Metazoa, Chordata, Actinopteri, Scatophagidae. Bases 793 to 1848 code for a protein of 351 amino acids. The transcript is spliced from 2 exons. Gene Ontology annotation, molecular function: GTP binding; GTPase activity. The record is from RefSeq and is a predicted model, not a curated record.
UUCACUUAAGGCACGUCGUGAUCACUGCACAUAACAAUGGGGGUUGUGCGCAGGUACUGUUCACACCAGCUUCAUGAAUGACUCCAUCCCAAAUGCACCGUUUUGUCUUUGCAGCCACGUAUAGGAAAACAUGCGUGGCAGUUACAUAAAAAAAAACGGCCGCAGUGAAACUGAAAUCACACCAAAUGACAGGGUACUGUCGCCAUGACAGCGUCGGAAGAGACGAGAAUGAACACAAUUAAUUAGUGCUCAUACCUCCAGUGUCCAUGACUACAGGGAUUUGGAGCAAUUAUGUGGACUGUCUUAUCAGCUAAUUCAGUCAUUUAUUCAUAACGAGACAAACACCCGUUAGUGACGUUCUAAAAAUAGAUAAGUAGGGAACAUUUAAUUAAGUUUGAACACAUCAGAAUGUUUUGCAAAGCUAAUGUUCCACAAGCGUCAUUCGAGUCUGAUUCGGAUCAUUUUGAACAUGUUUGGAAAGAUGCACUAUGGCAAGCAGCAAGUGAAAAAUCUUCUCUGCACCUUCCCAGACUUAACUAGAACUCCCGUCUUCAAAGGAAAAAUACGAGAGUUUGCAGUGGAGAUCUUGUGUAAUUCGUUUUGGUUUGGUUUGAUGCUUCUAUAAAAGGAGUGAGUUCUCUGAAUAAGACGGUGACGCAGGCGCUGCGCUCGGUGUGGGUGUAUAAGAAGGGACACUCGGGCUCUGUUUCGGAGCACGCAUGGAGAAGCUACAGGGUUGGUAAGGUUCUUGAUCGCCUCUCGGUGCCCGGAGACGCUUGAAAGAACGGAGAGAUGAACACAACCGAGAAGUUUUACCUUCCCGUUGAUGACAUCCUCGAAAUGUUCACCUCUCUCACCGGGCAAUCACGCAUUACGCACCCAGUUCUUCAGAGCGCACCCCUCACCCCUGUACCCCAGCACCCCAAAGUCUCAAACAACAUAUCGAAGACGGGCAUGGGCAUCAUCAAAACGGUCAAGGGGAGCUGCUGGAGACAACAGGACAAGAGGGUUGCCAGCAGAUCCUCGAGUUCUGGCAAUCGGCAGGUUUCGACUGAUCGACUACCAAAGAGGUCCGUGGAUCUGCUGGAACUGGGUUUGGCCAAGCCCAGGAACUGUCACAGAAUAGUUGUCCUUGGGGCACCAAAAGUGGGUAAGACCAACAUCCUGCGGCGGUUCUUGGGCAAAGAAUUCGAAGAGAACUAUGAACCCACAACCGAAGACUUUCACAGGAAAUUGUUCCACAUAGGAGGAGAGGCAUACCAGAUUGAUCUCCUGGACCCCGCAAGUGAGAGGAACUUCCCUGCAAAGCGGAGGUUGUCCAUACUGACAGGUGACGCCUUUCUUCUCGUAUUCAGUUUGGAUGAUAGAGAGUCUUUCGAUGAAGUCUGUGAGAUGCUCGACGAGAUCAAAGCUGCUAAGACAAAGUUACUAAAACUCAAGCGUCCCGCGAGAGUUCCGGUCGUGAUCUGCGGGAAUAAAGCGGACCUGGAAGCGCCGAGAGCAGUGAGACGGUCAGAGGUGACAGAAGUCCUCGGUGAGGACGUCGCCUUCUACGAAACCUCGGCUAAAGACGGCACCGGACUGGAAGGUGCGUUCAAGGCCCUUGCCCGUCUAGACGGUCUGCCCGACGAGACCAGUCCGUCCCGGCAUCAGCUCGUAUCCAUUCUCACCUAUCAGUCCCUGUGCAUCAGUCAGCGGGGCAGGGGAGGGAGCCGGGCGCGGGGACUCGGUGCGCCCUGCGCCGCAGUGGACCCUCUGGCGCGCCGUCCGAGCUUCACCAGCGACCUGCGGCUGGUGCUGAGAUCAAGCACCAAACACAACAAACCCGAGAGGUGUCACAUUCAAUGA